UUUUUAAUAUAACAACAUUUAACAACAAAUCUAACCAAACAAUGUCGAUUUCAACAUCACCAACAACAACAACAACAACAAUGAAAGUAAUAAAUAUUGAUGAAGAUAAAAAUUUUGUUAAUAAACGUGGACGUUUUGAUCUAUUUGCAACCAAACCGGAUAUUGAUGAUGAUUUUGAUGAUAAUGGCAGUGGUGGUGGUGGUAGCAAUAAUGGCAAUGGUAAUCAAAAUGAUCGAUCAUUAAUAAUAUUAACAAAUCAUUUUAUGAUUACAUAUGAUCCGGAUAAAGUAAUCUAUUCAUAUUAUGUUAAAAUCAAUCCAAUCAUUAUUAUUAAUAGUAAUAAUAAUAAUAAUCAUAAUUAUAAUGAUCAACAACAACGUUUGAAAUAUGGAGCUAAAAAUUUGAUUCCUACAACAACAACAACAACAACAACAACAUCAACAAAUCAUAAUAAUAAUCAUGGUAAUGAAUUAUUAUCACGUAAAAUAAUACAAAGAUUAAUCGAAAUGAAUAAUAAUAAUGGAAAUAUAUUCCAUAAUGUAUUAUGUGUUUAUGAUGGUGCAUCAUCAAUGUUGACCAAUUUUCGUUUGCCAAUUAUUGAUGAUAAGCUAAUUAAAUUUCGUGUUACAUUACCGGCAAAUGAUUAUUAUCAUAAUGAACAAGAAUUUGAAGUAUGCAUUAAAUUAAUCAAAACAGUCGCUUAUUCAACUAUCGAAGAUUUUUAUCGUAAUCCAAUGAAUGAUAGUUAUGUUGAAGUGGUUACCGCUGUUAAUCUAAUUAUUCGACAUUUAUUGAUGGAAAAACGUUUUCUUAUUGGACGAUCAAAUUUUCAUCAUCGUUUUGAUAAAGAUGAUAAACGAACUAGUUUAUCAACAUUGAAAGAAUUAGCAUUUGGUAUUUCAUCUUCAGUACAAACAUGUUCAUCUGGUUUACAAUUAAUUAUGGAUCGUUGUUGUACACCAUUUAUCAAACCAUUUAUGAUGAAUGAUUGUAUUGAAAAUUUUCAACGUGAAAUGUUUGGUGGAAAUGGUGGUAAUUCUAAUAAUAUUGGAAAUCAUCAUCAUCACCAUCAUCAUCAUCAUCAUCACCAUUAUCAUCAUCAUCAACAACAACAUCGUUGGAAUGAUUUUUUACGCAAACGUUUGGAACCAUUGAUCAAAGAUUAUUAUUUUGAAGUUUGUAAUCUUAAACGUUCAAGACGUUAUCGUAUUGCCGGUAUUACAUUAGAAUCGGCCGAUAAAGUUAUGUUCAAACCGAAUGGUAAUGAACAACAACAACAGCAACAACAGCAUCAACAACAACAACAAAUUAGUGUUGCCGAUUAUUUCCAUCAAACAUAUGGAAAAUUACAACGACCAGAUUUACCUUGUAUUAAAGUACGUCGAGGUAAAAAUGAAUUCAUCUAUUUUCCAGCUGAAAUCUGUCAUAUAAUUGCCGAUCAAAAGGCAAGAAAAUUGUCAAUAAAAGAAAAAUCUGAUUUAAUUCGAAAAGCAGCAGGAAUAAAUCCAUUUGAACGAUUAGAAGAAAUUCGUUCAAGUGUUAAUGAAUUGAUUCAAACGGAUAGAAAUAAUUAUUUGAAAGAAUUUGGUUUUCAAAUUGCAACACAACCAAUAACAAUACGUGCAAAUGUAUUGGAUCAACCAAAACUAUUGGAAGGUGAUGAACGACCAAUAAAAUUGACCAAUGGUAAAUGGCGUUAUCGAAAAUUUUUUCAACCAAUCAUAUUGAAACGUUGGAUUUUAGUAAAAUUAUUACAUUUUGAUGAUUCAACGUUGGAAAAAUUUCUUGAAACAUUUAUACGCAAUGGUGAACAAUUAGGUAUGGCAAUCGAUAUGCCCAUACGUAUGGAUUAUGAAUUCGAUAUAGCAACAUUGGGUGAUUUUUUACAAAAAUUAAAACAUACCUAUAAUAAUGGUGGUGGACAAUCACCAUUACAGCUAGUAUUUUUUAUUGGCUGUAAUUCUGAAUGGCAACAUAGUGCUAUAAAAAAAUUUGGUGAUGUUGAUUUUGGUAUGGUAACACAAUGUAUGCGACAAACAAAUGUUCUACGUAUUAAUCAAUCGAUUGCCGUAAAUAUUUUGCAUAAAAUUAAUGCCAAAUUAGGUGGUAUAAAUGUAACAUUGGAUUAUGGUAAAUUACAACGAUCGAAUGAUUAUCGUAAAACAAUGGCAAUCGGUGUUGAUGUUGCACAUCCAUCACCAUCGGAAAAAAAUUUACCAUCAAUUGCGGCAAUGGUUGCAAAUAUUGAUCAAUCAUUUGCACGGUAUACAUCAUCUGUAAAAAUACAGAAAUUUUUUCGUCAAGAAAUCAUACAAGAAUUGGAUAAAAUGUUGAUCGAUUUAUUACGUGCAUAUGAAAUGGAAACUAAUCAGCUCCCGGAUAAAAUUAUAUUCUAUCGUGAUGGUGUUAGUGAAGGACAAUUUCAAGUGGUUUAUAAUGAAGAAAUUCUUCUUAUUAAGGAAACACUUGAACAUUAUCGCCCGGGACAUAAAUUUCGUUUAACAUUUAUUAUCGUACAGAAACGACAUCAUUCAAGAUUUAUACCGGAUAAUAGUAAAGAUGGUGUUGGACGUUUUGCUAAUAUACCGCCCGGUACGGUUGUCAAUACUGAUGUUGUACAUCCAAGACGAUUUGAUUUUUAUCUUUGUUCACAUGCUGGCAUUCAAGGUACAUCAAGACCAUCACAUUAUUGUGUUUUGAUUGAUGAAAAUCAAAUGUCCGCUAAUCAGAUACAUAAUUUUACCAAUGUUCUUUGUCAUCUUUAUGCACGUUGUUCACGUUCAAUAUCUAUACCGACACCGGUUUUCUAUGCACAUUUAGCCGCAUUUCGUGCACGUGAACAUAUUCAGGCAGCAACAUCAUUAAUGAUGUUAUCAAUGGCUAAUAAUCGUAAUAAUAAUAAUUACAACAACAAUAAUAAUGAUCAACAACAACAAGAUGCAGCCAAAAUGCUUAAUUAUUUUCCAGCAACAACAACUUCAACAACAACAACAACAACAACAUCGACAACAACAGUUGGAACAUCGUCAUUAUCGUUGACCACAUCGUCGAACAACAACGACAAUAAUAACGAUAGUGGUGAUGGUAUAUUAUUACCAAGAAUUCAUUAUACAAAACAUCGUGUACCUUGUUUGGAUAAUUUUGAUUCAUUCAUUGAAAUGUCACCAAAAAUGCGAUCGUCAAUGUAUUUUUGUUAAUGAAUAAAUAGAUGAAUUCCUACUUUUUGAAAUUUUAUAUU
Dermatophagoides pteronyssinus (European house dust mite) is the source of this 3238-nucleotide messenger RNA. RefSeq names its product protein argonaute-2-like. Lineage: Eukaryota; Metazoa; Arthropoda; Arachnida; Sarcoptiformes; Pyroglyphidae. Gene Ontology annotation, molecular function: RNA binding; protein binding. The record is from RefSeq and is a predicted model, not a curated record.